Molecule: messenger RNA, 582 nt
Organism: Caenorhabditis briggsae
Lineage: Eukaryota; Metazoa; Nematoda; Chromadorea; Rhabditida; Rhabditidae
Exons: 4
Coding region: 1-582 (193 amino acids)
Molecular function (GO): UDP-glycosyltransferase activity
Source: RefSeq, a predicted model, not a curated record
AUGCAUCUGUACAUUUUACUAAUCCAAUUUCCUACUUGGAUUUUCCAAGACCAUCGAUUCAAAAAUCUAUCGGUCACCUAUGAUCCCUAUGACAAGCGAAUGAGUGCAUUUUUGAGUCAUGGAGGGUUGGGAAGUACGAUUGAAACGGUCUUUUUCGGAAAACCAACCAUUAUGAUCCCAAUAUUCUUUGAUCAAUUUCGCAAUUCCCACAUGUUGAGUCGCCUAGGAACGUCAGUAACUCUCCUGAAAACUGAUUUGGGAAAUUUGGACAAAUUGAAAUCAGCAUUUCACAAAAUUUUGCACAAUGACAGUUUUCGAAAAAAUGCUGAACAUGUGGCAGAUGUGGUACGGAACCAGCCAAUCAAGCCAAAAGAGUUGGUAGUCAAGUAUACUGAGUUUGUUGGAAAACACGGACCAUUUCACCAGAUGACCCCAUACAGCUUGAAAAUGCCCUGGUUUCAACGACAUGGAUAUGAUGUUUUAUUGUACAAAUCAACGUUUUAUCUUCUGCCAUCUUUCUUAUUUCUUGCGUCAUUCAGGAAAUUUGUUUUUUCUAGAAAUGAAAUUCCAGCCAGCCGAUAA